CACUCCCACCGUAUGCAAUGAUAAAACCGAACACCGUGGAGCCUACCAUGACGCUGGUUUAUCAACUUUGCAUAUCUUCAUCACCAUGUAGACUGCAGACCUGUUCAGUUUCUUCCUUGUACGAGAUGCCACAGAAAGAUGAUUCCAUUGCGCCUACUUCACCAGCUACUUGAAGAAGUAGCAAACGCUGCGGGUAAUGCAGGCGAUACAACUGCGAACAGCCCAUUCUCCACCAUCUCCUCGCGCAUGCCCUACCACUACCUUCGCCCCGCGUACGAGUCUUUCACUGGGGCAGCCUUACGAAUGCUUCACCAUCUUCACUCAAUACCCACACUACGCUCACUGUAGUUCAACCAACAGCAAUGGUGUACCUCAGUCUGCUCGCAGAAACGCCCUCAGCGAGUGAACCAAGCAUCUUCCCCCGCGACGACGACGACUUGUACCCAAAAGAACGCCAGGACGUCGGUUUCUUCAACUACUACUUCCUCCUACUUGGUGUCCUCGUGGUACUCAUCGCUGUCGCAAUAUGGCUCAUACACCGCCGCAAAGUCCGCCAUCGGGCGCUCUGGCGUCAGAACGGGCAACAAGCAUUGGCGAGAGACGUGGAAGCCUGGCCUGGUACACGGAGGCUACACGGACGAUGCAGGGCCACCAACUCUGUUCUCCUUCGCCCACCUGAGGGACUGAACGAGCAUGGAGAAGCGCCGCCGCCCUAUCAGCCCAAGUCGGAGGCAACAUCUACAAUUCUCCCGAUACCGCUUCGAAUCCUACCAGCAUACGAGAGCGGCCGACCACUACCGCCGCAAUACAAAGCGCUACCCUGAACGUCCUCAAGAACUUCUUAUUUGACUGAUCGAAAUGACGAACGACAUUGUGUGCUCCAGGCUCAAGUUUUGUUUCCGUCUGGUUGCAGACAGGCCUCGUAGUAGUCGGCAACCGAAGCUAUAUCCCACCAUGCAAGAGGCUGUCGAACCUUUGUAAAAGCCUGCAGCGAAGCUAUGAGGACAGGGUUUGGGUACAACUGCGGUGGAUAGUGGAGGAAAUACUUCAAUAAGAAGGAGGAGGCUACACUAGCGUCCAUUAUGUUACCCAGAGCCUUUGUCAGUCAUUACGAAUACUACCAUCAAUACCACACUCACGUUUCUU
Messenger RNA from Alternaria rosae, 1146 nucleotides. RefSeq lists its product as uncharacterized. NCBI's taxonomy places the organism in Eukaryota, Fungi, Ascomycota, Dothideomycetes, Pleosporales, Pleosporaceae. The transcript has a single exon. The coding region runs from base 363 to 824 and encodes 153 amino acids. The record is from RefSeq and is a predicted model, not a curated record.